Molecule: messenger RNA, 1752 nt
Organism: Saprolegnia diclina VS20
Lineage: Eukaryota; Oomycota; Saprolegniomycetes; Saprolegniales; Saprolegniaceae
Exons: 12
Coding region: 1-1752 (583 amino acids)
Source: RefSeq, a predicted model, not a curated record
AUGAGCCUUGUCGUCGAGACGAAGCGCGCGAGUGCCAAGAUGGAGCUCGGGCCAGCGCCGCCGCCACGUCACAAGGCGCCGCUGGCGCUGCCCGAGUUUGACGACAGCGACAGCGACGACGAUAGCCAUGCGCUCGAGGACGUUCCACCAGCGAUCGAAACGAGCUCCAACAACCAGAGCGACUUCAAGUGGGACGGUAUCAGCGACAUUCAGAGUCUCAAGCACCAAAAUGCAGAGCUCGUGGCGGCCAUCAAGAGCCAUAAGCAGCAAAUCAACGAACUGCAGCUUCUACUCGAAGCCUUGGAGCCCAUCCCUGGCCUCGAUGUGGAUGCGUUCAAGGACAUUCUGCAAGGCUCCGAGAUUGUUGAUCACGACAUUCGCAACGUCAAGAUUGUGCACCAAGCCAAGAAGCUGCGCCAAGCGACGCUGGCCUACAACAAGGAAAAGACUCGCGCGGCGGCUGCCAGCACCAAGAUGGCCGAGAUGGAGCGCGCGGUCGAGGCGGCGCAGACCCUUCAGCUCAAGGCCGAGCGCGCACUGCAGCGACUUCAGCAACAGCCUCGGCCCGACGUGGCGAAGAAGGUGCCGUCGCCCGAGAAGGAAGUCGCUGCGUCCAAGAAGCUCGAGGAGCUAAAACUCAAAUGCGAGGCGCAAGCAGUUGAGCUCAAACGCACCCAACGCGCCCUUCAGCGCGAAGUGGGCGACGACGUAGCACUGAGUGACAUUCUUGAUGCGAGCGACAGCGGGAAGCGAGGCCGUGCCCAGCAAAUCGUGAUGCUCAAAGCCAAAAUCAAAAAGCUCGAACGGGCCCAGCCAAGUCCCGUCGAUGUGCCGCGGGAUGUCGAUCGCAAGGCGGAAGACGACCUUGCGGCCUCCAAACUCGAGCGCCGAAAGCAAAGUGAGAAGCUUUUAGAGGACGGCAAUGCACUGCGCGAGGGCCACGAGAAACUGCACAAAAAAUACGAAGCGACAAAAGCCCGCCUCCACGUGUUUGAAAAGGAAUCGAGCAAGAGCAAGGUCAAGAUCAGCGUGCUACUGGAGAAAUCCAAGAACGACGACCUCCUCAUCGACCGUCUCCAAAGCGAACUCGAAACAAAGAAGCCAGGACCGAGCUCGCGGGCCCGCACGGCCGACAGCAAAGCGCCUGACGGUGACGAGCUCGACGCGCUCAAACUGCUCUGCAAGGAUCAAAAGCGACAACUGGCGCACCAAGCAAGUCUCCUCGAGUCCUUCCAGCGCGACUUGCACGCUGCGCAAUCGACUGAUCUCAAGCACACAAAGGCCAGUGUCUCCAAAGAACAAUUUGGCAACUAUCAAGCCUUGGCGAUUGAGAAAGAACGACUCGUCGAACUCGUCAAGUCCCUUCAGCAGCAGCUCCAAGCAGCCAAGCUAGACGCUCCACCGAAACCAUCGGGCAUACCGCACUUGCGCAACGACGCAUCUCGCUCGCGGCUACCGUCUCCUCGCACAUUAAACGACGUUGCAGAGUUGGACCGGCUACGACUAGCUGUCGAAGCCAAGGACGAGGAAAUUGCUACGUGGAAACGGGCGUACGAAGCGGCAGUCUCAGACAAGGUCAGUUGCAGCGAGGAGCUUCGCCUCUUGAUAUUGGCCUCUCAGACGUCAACAUCACAGCACAGUCAUCUCAUCGCGGAUCUCGAAGAGGAAAAUGCAGCGCUCAAAGACGAGUGUUUGAAGCUCCAGAACAUGGUGCGCGCGGCCCGGAAGCGGGAAGAGACACGCGUGUCGUGA